ACUAGAGGGCGAGGAGCAGCAAACAUAGUAGAAGAUGACCAUUCUUACGAAACCCUUUGGGGAUGUGAAGAAACCAGAGAAAACUGUGCUACCUCUAGUGGGAGGUUCGGGAGCUCCGGAAGUGCCAAGUGCACCUACGGAUCAUUCUCGCGAUGACGAAUCCGUCGCGUCCAGCAUUAUUCUGAUUCGCCGAGCUCGCCGUCUUUCGUCGGCCACAACCUACAUUUUGUUUCUGAUCGCCCUGCUGGUCACGUCACUGGGAAUCAUAGCGGGUGUGUUCUACUACCGUCAGUAUGCGCUGUCUCGGGGUCAUAUGCGGUUCCACGGUUUCUGCCAGAUUCCGUACGAUUCGUCCAACAUCAACGACAACAAUAUGGUUUACAUGAACUCGAUGCUUCGUGACGAUACCGACGACGGAAUGAACCGGUUGAAUUCGGCACUGCAUCGGUUCGGUCGUAUCGAAGAUAUGUUUAAACCAUUCCAGAACGAGAUGAAUGAAGUGGAAACCCGAUUGGAGGAGGCCGAAAAGGAUAUCAGCGAUCAAUUCUUCAAGGAGGAGUUCGAGCUUGGCUUGUCCGACGAUGAAAACUAUUCGAAAAUCGAUGUGCCGGUGUUCCGCGGUCAGCGGCAGGGUCGUUUCCUGCACGACUUCCGGUUCAACCAGUCCGGCAUCAUCGAUAAGGACAGCGGCCGUUGCUUCCUUAUGCCAUUGGAUCGAGACACGGUGCUACCGCCGAAAUCUCUUCGCGAUUUGAUCGAGAAGAUGUGGAACGGAUACUAUAAUAUCAAUACGAACACGGUUCGCAAAAACAUGCGUGUGAUCACUCCGGAGCUUAAGGAUUUAAGUGAUGUUUCACCCAGAAUUACCAAAGAGUGCGAGGAUAUGAAGAUCUAUCGGUUGGAAAAACUUGUCUCAGGAGUUUUCAAACGUUCUGCAGAUCUACAUGAGCAUGCCAAGUUUGCUGAGUUUGGUGGCAACUACAUCUCUGUGAUCGACAUCCAAAACAUGGAGGAUGUUCUCGAGUAGAGUUAAGCAGCGGUCUAACUCAAAUAAUCACGUGGAGAAAGUUGAGGAAGUAAACCAUAGAUUAUCGUAUCGGUGGUGGAAUAUGAGGACACGUCAAAAAACUCGAAUCUGUUCCGCCAAUCAAAUACGAAACACCUAAAAAUUUAUUGAAAAUAUCUACCCAGCAAGAAGUAAUAGAUUUAGUUUUCUUACUUGUGAAGCUACACGUUCUAGAUCGUUGGGAACGGAAGAUAGAUCAAUUUCCCUGUAACGCUUUGCAACAUUAGUGCGUCAAAGAAAAAAUCGCAGAGUUAUAUGAAUCGAAACUAGUUUUGUAUGAAAAAAUGAUAGAUUAGUAACAGCGAGAUUGCAGAUUGAAAAAAAGCAAACAUUUCACUAGCUUCUCAUUCGGAAUAUAUUUCAACAGGACAUUGGACUACAAAAAUUGGUUGGAAUAGUUUUUACACACUGCAGCUAUCAUAAUUGUUUUAUCAACAUCUCCUUCUAAUCUCUGAAUGUAGCUUUCGUGAAGCAUUCCUUGUUCAUUUUCUCCCGUGGAACGAAUCAAUUCAACAGUGUAUAUCUUGAUAUAAAAGUGAUACUGUUUUCUGAUUUUUUUUAAUCAAUUAUAAAAGUCGAGUUGAUAGUGUUUAAAAGUCGAUUUGCAAUUUACAUUUUAAGUAACGUAGUGAGGGACUUGGCGUUACCCAUCAAUAUUAAAGAAGGGAACUAAGCUAACAAAGUGUUAUUUUCUGAACUUGUAAUAUGAUCAAUAUCUAUAAUAAAUCGUUAAUUUACCGUGAA
Malaya genurostris is the source of this 1810-nucleotide messenger RNA. RefSeq lists its product as uncharacterized. Gene Ontology annotation, cellular component: plasma membrane; extracellular exosome; Golgi apparatus. The record is from RefSeq and is a predicted model, not a curated record. Gene Ontology annotation, molecular function: amyloid-beta binding. The transcript has 3 exons. Lineage: Eukaryota; Metazoa; Arthropoda; Insecta; Diptera; Culicidae. The coding region runs from base 35 to 1027 and encodes 330 amino acids. Gene Ontology annotation, biological process: negative regulation of amyloid precursor protein biosynthetic process.